Molecule: messenger RNA, 6146 nt
Organism: Dunckerocampus dactyliophorus (ringed pipefish)
Lineage: Eukaryota; Metazoa; Chordata; Actinopteri; Syngnathiformes; Syngnathidae
Gene: ptpn11b
Product: protein tyrosine phosphatase non-receptor type 11b
Exons: 16
Coding region: 247-2043 (598 amino acids)
Biological process (GO): protein dephosphorylation
Molecular function (GO): protein tyrosine phosphatase activity
Source: RefSeq, a predicted model, not a curated record
CCCAGAUUACAAGACCUCCGCCCCCCCUUGCUCUCCCUUCACACUCCCUCGCUUACAUUAGUACAUUUGCGCAAAGCACCACGUUUCUCAGUGUCUUGUUCUGUCUAACCUGGUAACACCCACCCCUAACUUGCCCCUGACAGUCCCUGUUUCUAUAUCCCUUUGGCCCUCACUUGUGUAAUAGUACUGGAUUACAAAAAUCCGUGGCUGCAGAAGCAAGGCGGCUUGUGGAAGGCUUCGAACAGAAUGGUGAGGUGGUUCCACCCUAACAUCACCGGAAUCGAAGCAGAGCAGCUCCUGUUGACCCGGGGUGUCCACGGCAGUUUCCUGGCCCGGCCCAGCAAGAGCAAUCCAAGGGAUUUCACCCUUUCUGUCAGGCGCAACGAUGAGGUGACGCACAUCAAGAUCCAGAACUCGGGCGACUACUACGACCUGUACGGGGGCGAGAAGUUUGCCACAUUAGCCGAGCUGGUGCAGUACUACACAGAACAACAGGACCUGCUGCGUGAGAGGAAUGGUCAUGUCAUCGAGCUCAAGUACCCGCUCAACUGCAAAGACCCCACGUCUGAGAGAUGGUACCACGGGCACUUGUCAGGCCGGGACGCUGAGAAGCUACUCACAGAAAAAGGCAAGGUUGGCAGCUUCCUGGUGCGGGAGAGCCAGAGCAAACCAGGCGACUUUGUCCUUUCGGUUCUCACUCACGAGGAGAAGCACGACAACGUGGAACGCAAGACCAAGGUCACCCACGUGAUGAUCCGCUAUCAGGAUGGUAAAUACGACGUGGGUGGUGGCGAAAGGUUUGACACCCUGGCUGACAUGGUGGAUCACUACAAGAAGAAUCCUAUGGUGGAGAAGAGUGGCAUUGUAGUGCACCUCAAACAGCCUUUUAACGCCACAAGGAUAAACGCGGCCAACAUUGAGAAUCGAGUACGAGAGCUCAACAAAGUAGCAGACGACUCUGAGAAGCCCAAGCAAGGAUUUUGGGAAGAAUUUGAGGUACUUCAGCAACAGGAGUGCAAGCUGCUGUAUCCCCGGAAGGAAGGCAUGAAACCAGAAAACAAGAGCAAAAACAGAUACAAGAAUAUCCUCCCAUUUGACACCACUCGAGUUGAAAUCAGAGACAUGGAUCCCGAAGUUCCUGGUUCAGACUACAUUAACGCUAACUAUAUUAGAGUGACUGGAAAGCAUGAGGGCUCGCAUGAAGAGGGGAGCCAUGUGGAAGAGAGCAAAGUCUUCAUCGCCACCCAAGGAUGCCUUCAGAACACUGUGAACGACUUCUGGAAGAUGGUGCAUCAGGAAAACACGCACGUCAUUGUCAUGACCACAAAGGAGAUGGAGAGAGGACGGAGCAAAUGUGUGCGUUACUGGCCCAAGCUGCACGCCACAAUGGAGUUUGGGAGGCUACAGGUGAGGAACUUGGAGGAGCGGACGGCGCAGGACUACAUCCUGAGGAAGCUGGAGGUGACCCGUCUGGAUCGGAGGGAACCUCUGAGGUACAUUUGGCACUACCAGUACCUGAGCUGGCCAGAUCACGGUGUUCCCAACGAGCCAGGGGGAGUGCUCUGGUUUCUGGAGGAGAUCAAUCGGACCCAGGGAACUGUUCCAGAAUCUGGACCCAUUGUCGUCCACUGCAGUGCAGGCAUCGGGAGGACAGGCACCAUUAUCGUCAUUGACAUCCUCAUCGAUGUUAUUAACCGCCAAGGACUAGACUGCGACAUUGACAUCCCAAAGACCAUUCAGAAGGUACGGCAGCAGAGGUCUGGUAUGGUGCAGACUGAGGCCCAGUACAAGUUCAUCUACAUGGCUGUGCAGCAGUACAUAGACACAGCCCAGAAGAGACUGGAGGAGGAGCAGAAGAGUAAAGUGAAGGAGAGAGAGUACUCCAACAUCAAAUAUCCUCCGAUGGCCAACUCCAGGUCCAAGCUCAACAUGGCGUCCUCACGCUCUUCAUCUGUCAUGACAAAUGAUGAUUCAUCAGGCGUAUACGAGAACAUCAACUUUAAAAGCCCUCAGACAUCAUUCAGCAGCAACACCAGGAGGUAAAAGCAGUGCUGCGAGGCCCCCACCUGUUAUCUGCCAGCUUAUCUCGGGGAGGCAUCUCUUCAUCUGCAGCCGACAAUCCCUCCUUCCAGUGCAGGCUGAACGGGAUCACGGUUCUCUGCCUGAAACCCGCCAGGGUGCACCUUGCCUGGAUGAGCGCAGCCAGCAGAUCUUCUCCAGCUUGGACCUCUAUUUCAGGAGCUAAUCCUAAGGAGGACUGAGCAAUCCGCCACCACCUCGCCCUCUUACCUACGGCUCUGCUGCUGCCCCUUCUCUUAAUCAGUGAAAGUGCCUUGUUGUCUGUCAUCAAGCUGUUACAUCUCUGCGCUUAUGAGUUGAGUGUGGUGGAUGUUCAACCAGGGUCCAUGUCACCACAAGGAUGCAGGAUUGGAGACGAGGAGGUCAAAGCAAGGUCGCAUGACAAGACAUCCCAAUGUAAGGUUGUAUUCUAUCCACAAAAAUAUCUUUUGCAAAAAGACAAGAAAAUGGACACCACAUCUGAAUAUGACAUUUUUUUAAACGAAUUCUAUUGUUCUUCUGUUUCUUUUUAGAAUUAUUUUCCCAGUCAGGCACAUUGAAUUUGUUGCGUUCACAUUUACAGUAAGCAAAAUAGGUUACCUGACCGGUAUAUGAAAAUGGAUGAAGUUGUAAUUUAUGAGAGUAAAGUUGUAAUAUUUCUAGAAUAAAGUCCUAAUUUGUCAAGAAAAAUCACAUAAUUUUGGAAGAAAUCAUAAUACAGUAUAUAUUAUACAAUGUAAUUUUAUGGGGAAUUGAAAUUAGUUUUUUCCCUUGUAAUAUAACUUAUUAUAACUAAUAUAACUAAUAAAACAAGGGAAAAAACUAAUUUAACUUGGGUAAAGUGCUAAUUAUACCAAAAAAAUAUAAAAAUUUCCUGUUUUAGAAGGAUAGCUUAUGGUAAUCUUAUAGGGGGAAAAGAAAAAAUAGAGAAGUCAUAUAUAAGAAAGACGUCAUAUGAGGACAAAAGUAAUGUUAUUUUAAUGAAGUUAUAAGGAAGUCGUAAUAUAAGAAAAUAAUGAAUGAGAAAGUGCCACUAUAUUACAAUAAAAUUGCCCUUAUUUUUUACAAUAAUGUCGUGGGAAAAAGUAAUUUUAUGAAAAUGUAUUCAUAUUAGAAGAAAGGAAAGUAUUAGAAAAAUAUUUCAUGAGAAUAAUGUAAUAAACUUGAUAUGGUAUCAAAAAAACAAAUAUUUUACAUGAAUAAAGUCGUAAUAAUACCAGAAAAAGUUGGAGCGGCAUGGCUUAGGUGGUAGAGUCGUCAUCUCCCAACCUGAAGGUUGCGGGUCCGAUCCUCCGUGAUCGUGUGGAAAUGUCCUUGGGCAAGAUACUGAACCACCAGUUGCUCCUGAUGCACAUCAGUAGGUAAAUGUGCUAGCAGUGUCAAAGCGCUUUGAGUCCCUUGGUGGUGGAAACGUGAAGGACCAUUUACCAUUUGUAAUAUUACAAAGGAAAAAAGUAGCAAUUUUACAAGAAUGUCAUAUUGCAAGAAAAAAGUAGUACUUAUAUUGCGAUAUCAUUAGGAGACCGUAAUGGUCAAACAAUAAAAUAGUCAAAUGCCAACUUUAUUCUUGUAAUAACCCAACCUUUUUUUCUUGGAUUUAUGUAAUUAAUUUGUUGCCCAAGUGCACCUCUGUAGUAAUUACCAACUUGCCCAGCAGGUGGAGCCGCUCCACUCUUAAUUGUGCUUCCAUCCCCUUAUGCAUUGGAAUGUAUGAGGUUAUGCAGAAGUGACAUACAUUGUGGUGGUCUACAACUAUACAUGUCUAGUGUCUUAACGUAGUAAAAUCAGCCAGUAUGCAUCGGAUAGUACCAGGACUGGGGGAUGUUGAGGAUUCCUGAAUGAGAUCUGUGGACUUUGUUUGACUUGUAGUCCUUGUUAAUCAUCUGGUCUGAUGUGCUUCAACAUCUGCUCACAAGCAGACAAGGAAGAGGAACUAGGGAGCGAUUACAGCGCACCAGAUGGCCAUGUGCCCGAGAUUGAAGGAUAGAUUUGUCUCCAAAAAGUAAUUUAGACCACGGGGGCCGUAAUCCAGGCUUGAUGACAGCUGUGAGCACGUGAAGACCACGUCACUGACGCCAUAAGGAAGGACGCGAGUUUGAGUUUGAGCCGCCGUCAUAAACACCAAAAUAUCCUUUGCUAAAAAAACACAUGCAACCAUGUGAGUAAGAUGUGACCUACCUUGUUUGAAAAGGGAUCAACAGGUUGAUAAACGUCCUUAAAUAAAAGUAAUGUUGCACCUGAACCAAAUAAUGCCCCUCAUCAAUUUCCACACUUUUUAAUAAGAACUUUGUUUAUUUCAGCCCUACUGCGCAGAUACUUUUCUAUGCGCACCAGUUCAUCUGAUUUUUACAAAAUGACUGUACAUCACAGUCAAAGUCAGAAUGAUGAUUUAGAUGAAUAUUCAUAAACAACAAUAUUUCACUGACAAAAGCGAGCGAUCGAGGCCUGAUGUUGGCACUUGCUGAGAGGAUGGUGGAGAGCACCAGAGCGAGAACCUUUGCUGGAGAUUGAAUAAUCUACUAAAUUGAUCAGUAAGACAAACUCUCUUCCGCAGAAAUAAUUAAAUUAAAUCAUUUUAUUAUAUUAUAUUCAUAUUUUAUUAUAUAUACUAUCUGCAAACUUAUUUGACUUCCAAACUCAACAGUGUUUUAACUACCUUUUUUUAUUUUUUUUUUGAGGGAGUCGUUACUUUUUCAGCAUUUUAUCAUAAAUUCAGAUUUUGACAUGAAUUAUGGAAACUUUGUUUGGGCCAACAUUAAAUGUAAAGCCAGUUAAAUAAAGUUUUAAAAGUAAUUUAACAUUUGUAAUAUAUAGUACAUUGCCCAUGAAUUAAUUCAAAUCUGAAAGAAUUGUAUUAAAGCAUUUCUUUAUUUCAUGGCUGAUUUUAUACAGUUAAUGUGUUCUAUGUACCGCUAUUUAAUAGUUCUUUUUCUUUUGUUUUUUCUUUUUAUGCAACACACAAGGCUCUGUCAAACUCGCCUAUCAAGAGGUGGCGGGUGGAAUCAGUGAUUUAAUUGGAUAAAUAAAAAGCUCUUUAAAUAUAUGCUCAACAAAAAGAUACACUUUUGUUUUUACUCCCGUUUUUCAUGAGCUGAAAUCAAAGAUCCAAGACUUUCUAUCUGCGUCAUAAUGGUCGUGGAUGAAUGGCUUAGCAACCGGCCUCAGGAUGUCGUCACGGUAUCUCUGUGUAUUCAAAAGGCCAUCAAUAAAACGCACCUGUGUUGGUUGUCCAUAACAUACGCCUGCCCAUACCAUAACCCCACCGCCACCACGGGCCCCUCCAUCCACAACACGGGUAGGGGUACGUCCCCCAUGUUGCAAGGAUGUGUAUACAAUUCCUGGAAGCUGACAUGGCACGUCACCCACUGAGCAUGUUUGGGAUGCUCCGCAUUGGCGUACCGUAUUCGGUAUUUGAGGCAAAUGGUGCUCACACCGGAUACUGACUAGUUUUUGGACCCCUUAAAUACAAUCAUUUAAAAUAUUUCAUAGUUGAAUGAAUUAAUAAACAAGUGAAUAAGUUACUUCACAUACUGAAUUAUUUCAUAUUUAAUGGCUCUUGUCACAAAAAUGAUGCUGAAAGCAAAGCAUGGAAGAGUAGUCAGUAACGUGCUGCAUUCACAGUCACCUUGUCACACUUUCUUUUGAAAUAACGCUUUAUUAUUUCCCCUCUGUGUGUGUGCUAUACUUUUUAAUGCCAUUGAUACCUAUCUGUAUGUGUGCUCUAUAGUGUGGCUUGUGUUCCUGUAUUUGUCACAUUUCUUUAUUUUCAUUUUGUCUGUCUCUUUGUAAUAUCGAUACUUGAAAGUGUGAAACUGCUGAAUAUUUGUUUGCUAAUAUGAUUCUUUGUUAUUAUUAUGAUCACUAUUAUUAUUGGAGGUUUGCAGUGCUUGUCCUCACACCGUGUAUUUACUUACUUGAAGAGUUGAUGUAAACUUUCAUUUGGCUUCCUUCUCGUAUGGCUUCUGCUCCGAUGCCGCCUUCGCUGUACAGGCCAGGCUACCUACAGUACCUCCAGUACUUACCUGCGGAUGCAAUCAGCUACCACUAAUGGAGAUCAUGUGUUUUGUUACAAUAAAUACAUACAUGUA